UGGAAGUGACUAGUACCAGGGAUUUCAGCUUCCUAACAGCCUUCUGUAGACAUUCUCUCCAGGAGACAACCUGAUUGUGGGGAGCCAUGGAGCAGCUGUGGCUGUGCUUGCUGGUCCUUGUCAGCCUUUCGGGUGCCUUCUCCCAGUCAGAUGUGUACAAAAAGGCCUUCGUGUUUCCAGAGGAAACGGACACCUCCUAUGUGACCUUGACUGCCCAGCUGCAGAAACCCCUAAUGGCCUUCACAGUCUGCCUUUGGUUCUACACUGACUUGACCCGAGACUAUAGCCUCUUCUCCUAUGCCACCAAUAAUUCUAACAAUGACAUUCUGAUCUACAGGGAUAAGAAUAGGGUGUACAGCCUGUCUGUGGGUGGGGAUGAUGCAUACUUCUCACUCCCCAAGAACAACCCUGGCCCUGUGCACCUGUGUUCCACCUGGGACUCUGACUCAGGCAUUGCUGAGCUCUGGGUAGAUGGAGAGCCUAUGGUGAGGAGGAGACUGAAGAAGGGGUAUGAGGUGGGGACAGAUGCCAGCAUCAUCCUAGGGCAAGAGCAGGAUGCAUAUGGUGGAGCCUUUGAUAAGGAGCAGUCUCUGGUGGGUGACACUGGUGAUGUGAACAUGUGGGACUCUGUGCUGUCCCCAGAAGACAUCAGAUCAGUUUAUUCUGGCAGUAUCUUCAGUCCCACUGUCCUUGACUGGAGGGAACUGCAGUAUGAGAUCCAUGGGGAUGUGGUAAUCAGACCUCAGCUGUGGCCCAUGGCUGAGGUUGCCUUAAGAUCUUGUGCAGAAUAAACCUGGUAUCCCCUUGC
Erinaceus europaeus (western European hedgehog) is the source of this 808-nucleotide messenger RNA. RefSeq names its product C-reactive protein (gene CRP). The record is from RefSeq and is a predicted model, not a curated record. Gene Ontology annotation, molecular function: complement component C1q complex binding; low-density lipoprotein particle binding. Gene Ontology annotation, biological process: innate immune response. The transcript has 2 exons. NCBI's taxonomy places the organism in Eukaryota, Metazoa, Chordata, Mammalia, Eulipotyphla, Erinaceidae. The coding region runs from base 87 to 791 and encodes 234 amino acids.